GGUAUGAAGCUCGAUCACCCGAUCACCUCCCCGCAUUCUCCGCACGGCAACGCCCUUGCCUUGGUUCGACUCUCUCCACCAACAACCGCGACUCCAGUCUGGCCUACCGCGCGUAUUCCACCACCCAGUCGCACAACGAGGCGGCCAACUGACAACUGACGACCCCCGGGACUUCGCGAAGGACAUGCGCUCCCUGUCGCGGGCCAGUAGUCGCAGCUCCGACCAUUCGGCCAAGGACCAUGUAGAUGCUAUCUCUAAUUACGUGGUCCACGAGGAGGUUGCCCGAGGCACCAUGUCUGUGAUUUACCGCGCGACCUGCAAACGAGGUCGUCUGCGGGGCCGCCAGGUGGCCCUGAAGAUGACGCCUAUUUCCAAACUCGACAGCAUUUCGGGGGUUAGCUAUAAGAACUCGAGCACCCUCCACCAAUCGCUCCAUCAUCCGUGCAUCGUCACCCUCUUCUCGGAGUUCUCUACGAUGUCAGACAGUUACCAAGUCCUGGAGCUCUGUCCUAGGGGCUCGUUGCAAGACUUUCUCCGGGCUCGUCGUCCGCCCGUCCUAUCUGAAGAUGAACUCAGAGGCAUCUUGAAGAACCUCGUGGACGCCCUCGCGUAUCUGCGCAGGCAGCGUAUUCUACAUGGUGACAUCAAGCCAGGGAACAUCCUCCUCACAGAUGACCUUCGUGCUAAGCUGUCGGGAUUUGAUCAUGCUAUCCAGCUGCCGACAAUGACCUCGACGGUAUCGACGUUUCGCAAACCGAAUGCCUAUAGUGCUCCAGAGGUCGUCUCAGGGACGGCUUACGGCUUCAGCAUCGACGUAUGGGCACUCGGCUGCUUGGUGCUGACAUGUUCUACGAGUAACUCUUCUCCUGAGUCGUUCUUCACCGAUAACAUACCACAUACGUUGUCAUUGGAGGUCAGAGAUCUUGCUUCUCAGAUGCUACACAAGAACCCAGAUCGCCGUAUCGACUUGCAUUGCAUACUCUCGCACACAUUUUUCAAGCCUUCCCAGACUUUCCAACCGCCGACUACAGUCUCCAUGCGCCCACGAUCAUCGAAUGACUCCGACAAAGAAAACGAGUCGACGCCGCGCCCUACCAAGCAAGCCAAGUAUCCAACCCUAUUGUCCAAAGGCGCCCCUCCUCCCAGAGGCGCUCUUUUCGCUCGCCCGCCUGAUCUAGCCGUAGGCAGGAGGCUCCUCGCUGAAACCCGGAACAGCGAUCUUCGUAGGGUCCUCAGCGAUGAGAUUAGUAGGACAACUGUCCCUUCUGCGCUUGCAAGACGAUUCGUAUCUGCGCCUCAAUCCAGUAGUGCGGGCAACAGGGCGUUGCGCUUCGCUUCAAGUCACUUAGGAAAGCUUGGAGCGAGCUCGAUGCCUGCGACGCCUGCCUUGACUGAUGACAUUGCGUCGGUGUCUUCGGGAGAGAACGGUUCCUAUAACGAAGACGUACACGAGACGAUGGCGGGUACCGGAAUAGUGCAUCCUCUGCUUGCUCGCUCAAAGGGUCGGAUCGACUCACAAUCAACGCAGGAGCGCACCGCCGUAGGUUCUGGCGCUCCAUCGCUGCGACAGCAGACCAGAGCCUCCUCGGCUGCCAAAGAAACAGACAAGGUGCCGUCGCAUGCAGUACCGAAUCCGCUGCAUCAGAGAAGAACCACGUCCGCACCCAGCGUCGCGUUGCCAACCCUGGUCUCUGCGCCGGAGGCGAUAUCCACCGCGUACCUCAGCCCACAAACGCACAAGGUCGCGCACGGCCAGCUCGUAGUCCUCCCGUCGAGGUCGUUACUCGUCGACUUCCGCGAAGGCGAGCGGCGGAGGGGAAAGAAGGGGAACGAGGUCUUGUUGAUCAGUCCUGAUGGCAGCACGAUCCAGGUGUAUAGCGCGCCUCACUUGAGCACGCCGUGUUGCUUAGCAGAACCUCUGGCUACAUACGUACUCAGUGGAUUGCCCGAGGCCUACAGGAAGGCUUACGAUGAUGCGAACCGGUUGGUGAACCAACUCAAGCAGCGUGUACCCAAGUUGGUGUUGUACCAGCCCGACUACAAGUGCACUCUGAUGGCCAACGAGCCUCUCGGCGACAUCGAGCUAAUCGGCAAAGGCCACUCUCCAGAGAACCUCAAAGCACACGGACUCUUGACCUCCAACGAACCACACAUGCGCAUCACGCUCCGACGCCGAAGACAGUCAGUCGAAAUAGCGCGCUUCAUACCGUCCGCACAGACUCAAACGAAAGCGGGCACGGGCGAGUGGAUACGGAAGGUGCUGCCGGUGACGACGGACUAUCUGUGCGUUUCGCAGGAGACCCUGGCUGCGCUCGAGGUGGGUGAGCGCGAUGGGCUGGAACGACUGGCUGUGUUUCUGCAGCUCUGCGAGGCUUUGGAGAUGCAGGAGCGGGACUUUCUGGGAUAUGCUGCUUCUGGGUGCGCCCCAGGACAACUCGGGCAACACAAGAACGAUGCACUUCAGCAGGGAUUCGAGACGCAAAAGAAGGACGGGCUUGCUGGACUAGACCGGCUCCGCGCGCAUUCACGAGCACCUUCCCCGGACGGAUAUGUCUCUGACGACGGCGAAGGCGGUACUUUGGCAACUAUGGCAACCUCAGCUAGCACGAAGGCAUUGCCGUCUUUCGAGCUGGCACCUCGUCCCUACAAGUUCUCUGCCAGUCUUCACUCGCGGUCUAGGGCUACGUCUAUCACCCCUGGUUCAUAUAUUGGUGACCGCUCUGGAUCUGCUCCGCUCGUGGAUCAACCUGAAUCGCUGCCUGCAUCCUGUGCUAAGCCUGGCUCUGACUCGCAACACCGAUUCAGUUCUCUCAGUUCUUCAUCUGGUGCCGACGCUCUGGAAACAAGGUUUCUACCCUCCGUAGGGUGGUGCAUGCGAAGCGUCUCUUCUGGCUCCAAGUGCUACAAGAUAAUGUUUCAAGAUGGCGCCACGCUGGAGGUCGACGCGUCCAAGAAAGACGAUGAAUUCUGGUACGCGAAGACUUCCGAGGAGCACCCUAUGCACUUGCUCCGCGCUCAAGCUAUGAAGCUCAUUCCGCAGCGCGUGGAGGCGUACAAGACGUUUGUCGAUAUGUUCUGCGAUCACUAGUGUUCUCGGCCUCGCUCUCUGGCAUCUGUGUGUAUCAAUACGACUCAACUAAUUGUUGUGUACUAUACGACCCGUCUAAUUGUAUCGUAUCUCAAUUAUUGUUUACUCUCCUUACGACAGGGUGUCUUUCAGCAC
This is a messenger RNA of Rhodofomes roseus, 3223 nucleotides long. RefSeq lists its product as uncharacterized. Gene Ontology annotation, biological process: protein phosphorylation. Lineage: Eukaryota; Fungi; Basidiomycota; Agaricomycetes; Polyporales; Fomitopsidaceae. Bases 185 to 3088 code for a protein of 967 amino acids. The record is from RefSeq and is a predicted model, not a curated record. The transcript has 10 exons. Gene Ontology annotation, molecular function: ATP binding; protein kinase activity.